This is a messenger RNA of Lutra lutra (Eurasian river otter), 8745 nucleotides long. RefSeq names its product von Willebrand factor (gene VWF). Gene Ontology annotation, biological process: cell-substrate adhesion; blood coagulation. The transcript has 52 exons. Gene Ontology annotation, cellular component: extracellular matrix. The record is from RefSeq and is a predicted model, not a curated record. NCBI's taxonomy places the organism in Eukaryota, Metazoa, Chordata, Mammalia, Carnivora, Mustelidae. Gene Ontology annotation, molecular function: protein binding. Bases 170 to 8605 code for a protein of 2811 amino acids.
CUGUGGUAGUGCAGCCCCUGGGUCACUUAGCAGCAAGACAGCCCAGAGCUGCAGCAGUGCCUUCAGCCUUGGCUGCCCCGGAGCAUGGCCUAGGCGGGCGGCACCUGUCGUGCGACGCUGAGCUUCCCAACGGACCUGGGGAUAACUGUACCCCCGCUUGCAGGAAAAGAUGAUUCCUGCCAGACUUGUGAGGGUGCUGCUGGCUCUGGCCCUCACCUUGCCAGGGACACUUUGCACAAAAGGGACUGUCGGCAGGUCCCCGCUGGCCCGAUGCAGCCUCUUUGGAGACGACUUCAUCAGCACCUUUGAUGAGAGCAUGUACAGUUUUGCAGGAGAUUGUAGUUACCUCCUGGCUGGAGACUGCCAGAAACACUCCUUCUCGAUUAUCGGGGGCUUCCAAAAUGGUAAAAGAGUGAGCCUCUCCGUGUAUCUCGGAGAAUUUUUCGACAUCCAUUUGUUUGUCAAUGGUACUGUGCUGCAGGGGACCCAAAGCAUCUCCAUGCCCUAUGCCUCCAACGGGCUGUACCUGGAGACUGAGGCUGGCUACUACAAGCUGUCCAGUGAGGCCUACGGCUUUGUGACCAAAAUUGAUGGCAGUGGCAACUUUCAAGUCCUGUUAUCAGACAGAUACUUCAACAAGACCUGUGGGCUCUGUGGCGACUUUAACAUCUUUGCUGAGGAUGACUUCAGGACGCAGGAAGGGACCUUGACCUCGGACCCCUACGACUUUGCCAACUCCUGGGCCCUGAGCAGUGGGGAACAACGGUGCAAACGGGUGUCCCAUCCUGGGAGCCCAUGCAAUGUCUCCUCUGAGGAAAUGCAGCAGGGCCCAUGGGAGCAGUGCCAGCUUCUGAAGAGUGCCUCGGCGUUUGCCCGCUGUCACCCUCUGGUGGACCCUGAGCCUUUCGUGGCCCUAUGUGAAAGGACUCUGUGCACCUGUGCACAGGGGCUGAGGUGCCCUUGCGAGGUCCUCCUGGAAUACGCCCGGGCCUGUGCCCAGCAGGGCAUGGUCUUAUAUGGCUGGACCGACCACAGCACCUGCCGACCGGCCUGUCCGGCUGGCAUGGAGUACAAGGAGUGUGUGUCCCCUUGCACCAGAACUUGCCAGAGCCUGCACGUCCAAGAAGUGUGUCAGGAGCCAUGCGUGGAUGGCUGCGGCUGCCCUGAGGGACAGCUCCUGGAUGAAGGCCGCUGCGUGGGGAGCGCUGAGUGUUUCUGUGUGCAUGCUGGGCAACGGUACCCUCCAGGCACCUCCCUCUCGCAGGACUGCAAUACCUGCAUUUGCCGAAACAGCUUGUGGAUCUGUAGCAAUGAAGAAUGCCCAGGGGAGUGUCUCGUCACAGGACAAUCCCACUUCAAGAGCUUUGACAACAGGUACUUCACCUUCAGUGGGGUCUGCCAGUACCUGCUGGCCCAGGACUGCCAGGACCACACCUUCUCUGUUGUCAUCGAGACUGUGCAGUGUGCCGAUGACCCCGAUGCUGUCUGCACCCGCUCAGUCAUUGUUCGCCUGCCCCAAUGGCACAACAGCCUUGUGAAGCUGAAGCACGGGGGAGGCGUGUCCGUGGAUGGCCAGGAUGUCCAGAUCCCUCUCCUGCAAGGUGACCUCCGCAUCCAGCACACCGUGAUGGCCUCCGUGCGCCUCAGCUACGGGGAGGAUCUGCAGAUGGACUGGGACGGCCGGGGAAAGCUGCUGGUGAUGCUGUCCCCAGUCUACGCCGGGAAGACGUGCGGCCUGUGCGGGAAUUACAACGGCAACAGGGGUGACGACUUCGUGACGCCCGCAGGCCUGGCGGAGCCCCUGGUGGAAGACUUCGGGAACGCCUGGAAACUGCACGGGGACUGCGAAGACCGGCAGAAGCAGCACAGUGAUCCCUGCAGCCUCAACCCGCGCCUGACCAGGUUUGCAGAGGAGGCGUGCGCCCUGCUGACAUCCUCCAAGUUCGAGGCCUGCCACCGCGCCGUGGGCCCUCAACCCUAUGUGCAGAACUGCCGCUACGACGUCUGCUCCUGCUCCGAUGGCAGAGACUGCCUUUGCAGUGCCCUGGCCAACUACGCCGCAGCCUGUGCCCGGAGAGGCGUGCACAUCGGGUGGCGGGAGCCCAGCUUCUGUGCACUGAGCUGCCCACCGGGCCAGGUGUACCUGCAGUGUGGGACCCCAUGUAACAUGACCUGCCGCUCCCUUUCUUACCCGGAUGAGGACUGCGAUGAGGUCUGCUUGGAAGGCUGCUUCUGCCCCCCAGGGCUGUACCUGGAUGAGAGGGGAGACUGUGUGCCCAAGGCCCAGUGCCCCUGCUACUAUGAUGGCGAGAUCUUUCAGCCUGAAGACAUCUUCUCAGACCAUCACACCAUGUGCUACUGUGAGGAUGGCUUCAUGCACUGUACAACUAGCGGAACCCCAGGAAGCCUGCUGCCCGACACCGUGCUCAGCAGUCCCCUGUCUCACCGCAGUAAAAGGAGCCUGUCCUGCCGGCCUCCCAUGGUCACAUUGGUGUGCCCUGCCGAUAACCCGAGGGCUGAAGGGCUCGAGUGUGCAAAAACCUGCCAGAACUAUGACCUGCAGUGCAUGAGCUCAGGCUGCGUCUCCGGCUGCCUCUGCCCCCCGGGCAUGGUCCGGCAUGAGAACAAGUGUGUGGCUCUGGAAAGGUGUCCCUGCUUCCAUCAAGGCAGAGAGUACGCCCCAGGAGAAACCGUGAAAAUUGACUGCAACACUUGUGUCUGUCGGGACCGGAAGUGGAACUGCACGGACCACGUGUGUGAUGCCACGUGCUCUGCCAUUGGCAUGGCGCACUACCUCACCUUCGACGGGCUCAAAUACCUAUUCCCUGGGGAGUGCCAGUAUGUUCUGGUGCAGGAUUACUGUGACGGCAACCUUGGGACCUUCCGGAUCCUGGUGGGGAACGAGGGGUGCAGCUACCCUUCAGUGAAAUGCAAGAAGCGGGCCACCAUCUUGGUGGAAGGAGGAGAGAUUGAACUGUUUGACGGGGAGGUGAAUGUGAAGAAGCCCAUGAAGGAUGAGACCCACUUUGAGGUGGUGGAGUCCGGUCAUUAUGUCAUCCUGCUGCUGGGCAAGGCGCUCUCCGUGGUCUGGGACCGCCGCCUGAGCAUCUCCGUGAGCCUGAAGCGGACAUACCAGGAGCGGGUGUGUGGUCUGUGCGGGAAUUUUGAUGGCAUCCAGAACAAUGACUUCACCAGCAGCAGCCUCCAGGUGGAAGAGGACCCCGUGGACUUUGGAAAUUCCUGGAAAGUGAACCCGCAGUGUGCCGACACCAGCAAAGUGCCCCAGGACUCAUCUCCUGCUGUCUGCCGUAACAACCUCAUGAAGCAGGCGAUGGUGGACUCCUCCUGCAGGAUCCUCACCAGUGAUAUUUUCCAGGACUGCAACAGGCUGGUGGACCCUGAGCCAUACCUGGACGUUUGCAUCUACGACUCCUGCUCCUGCGAGUCCAUUGGGGACUGCGCCUGCUUCUGUGACACCAUUGCUGCCUACGCCCAUGUGUGUGCCCAGCAUGGCAAGGUGGUGGCCUGGAGGACAGCCACAUUGUGUCCCCAGAACUGUGAGGAGAGGAACCUCCACGAGAAUGGGUAUGAGUGCGAGUGGCGUUAUAACAGCUGUGCCCCUGCCUGUCCCAUCACGUGCCAGCACCCCGAGCCGCUGGCAUGCCCAGUGCAGUGUGUCGAAGGCUGCCAUGCACACUGCCCUCUAGGGAAAAUCCUAGAUGAGCUUUUGCAGACCUGCAUCGACCCUGAAGACUGUCCCGUGUGUGAGGUGGCUGGUCGUCGCUUGGCCCCGGGAAAGAAGAUCACCUUGAACCCCGAUGACCCUGAACACUGCCAGAUUUGUCAUUGCGAGGGCGUCAGCCUCACCUGUGAGGCCUGCAGGGAGCCUGGAGGCCUCAUGGUGCCCCCCACGGAAGGCCCCGUCAGCUCUCCCACUCCGUACGUGGAGGACACCCCCGAGCCGCCCCUCCACGACUUCUACUGCAGCCGGCUUCUGGACCUGGUUUUCCUGCUAGACGGCUCCUCUAAGCUGUCUGAGGGCGAGUUCCAAGUGCUGAAGGUCUUUGUGGUGGGCAUGAUGGAGCGUUUGCACAUCUCCCAGAAGCGCAUCCGCGUGGCCGUGGUAGAGUACCACGACGGCUCCCAUGCCUACAUCGAGCUCCAGGACCGGAAGCGGCCCUCAGAGCUGCGGCGCAUCGCCAGCCAAGUGAGGUACGUGGGCAGCGAGGUGGCCUCCACCAGUGAGGUCCUCAAGUACACGCUGUUCCAGAUCUUCGGCAAGAUCGACCGUCCUGAAGCAUCCCGCAUCGCUCUGCUCCUCACGGCCAGCCAGCAGCCCCCGAAGAUGGCCCGCAAUCUGGUCCGCUACGUGCAGGGCCUGAAGAAGAAGAAAGUCAUCGUGAUCCCUGUGGGCAUCGGGCCCCACGUCAACCUCAAGCAGAUCCGCAACAUUGAGAAGCAGGCCCCGGAGAACAAGGCCUUUGUGCUCAGCGGUGUGGAUGAGCUGGAGCAGCGGAGGGAUGAGAUUAUCAGCUACCUGUGUGACCUGGCCCCCGAAGCACCCCGCCUUACCCAGCAGCCCCCUGUGUUGCCGGUCACUCUGGGUCCGGAGAUUUCCCCAUCGUCGGGACCCAGAAGGAACUCCAUGGUUCUGGAUGUGGUGUUCAUCCUGGAAGGCUCAGACAAAAUUGGAGAGGCCAACUUCAACAAGAGCAGGGACUUCAUGGAGGAGGUGAUCCGGCGGAUGGACGUGAGCCAGGAUGGCGUCCAUGUCACGGUGCUGCAGUACUCCUACGCCGUGGCUGUGGAGUACACCUUCAGCGAGGCCCAGUCCAAGGGUGAGGUCCUGCAGCACGUGCGGGAGAUCCGAUUCCGGGGCGGCAACAGGACCAACACUGGGCUGGCCCUGCAGUACCUGUCUGAGCACAGCUUCUCCGUCAGCCAGGGGGACCGGGAGCAGGUCCCUAACCUGGUCUACAUGGUCACGGGAAACCCCGCCUCUGAUGAGAUCAAGCGGAUGCCUGGAGACGUCCAGGUGGUGCCCAUCGGAGUGGGUCCUCAUGCUGACCCGCAGGAGCUGGAGAGGAUUAGCUGGCCCAGUGCCCCCAUCCUCAUCCAGGACUUUGAGAGGCUCCCCCGAGAGGCCCCUGAUUUGGUGCUGCAGAGGUGCUGCUCCGGAGAGGGGCCGCAGCCCCCUAUCCCCGUCCCCAGCCCAGACUGCAGCCAGCCGCUGGACGUGGCCCUCCUCCUGGAUGGCUCCUCCAGCUUUCCUGCUUCUUACUUCGAGGAGAUGAAGAGUUUCGCCAAGGCUUUCAUUUCCAGAGCUAAUAUAGGGCCCCAGCUCACGCAGGUCUCAGUGCUGCAGUACGGGAGCACCACCACUGCCGCCGUGCCGUGGAACGUAGCCUACGAGAAAGCCCAUCUCCUGAGCCACGUGGACCUCAUGCAGCGGGAAGGAGGCCUCAGCCACAUCGGGGGCGCUUUGGACUAUGCUGUGCGGUACAUCACCUCUGAAGUGCAUGGUGCCCGGCCCGGAGCCUCGAAGGCGGUGGUCAUCGUUGUCACCGAUGUCUCCGCAGAUUCGGUGGAGGCUGCAGCCGACGCCGCCACAUCCAACCGAGUGACUGUGUUUCCCAUUGGAAUUGGGGAUCGUUACGAUGAGGCCCAGCUGAGGAGGCUGGCAGGCCCAAACGCUGGCUCCAAUGUGCUGAGGCUCCAGCGAAUCGAAGACCUUUCCACCAUGGCCACCCUGGGAAAUUCCUUCUUCCACAAGCUGUGCUCCGGGUUCAUUAGAGUUUGCGUGGAUGAGGACGGGAAUGAGAAGAGGCCUGGGGACGUCUGGACUUUGCCAGACCAGUGCCACACAGUGACUUGCCUGCCAGAUGGCCAGACCUUGCUGAAGAGUCAUCGGGUCAACUGUGACCGGGGGCCGAGGCCCUCAUGCCCCAACGGCCAGCCCCCUCUCAGGGUGGAGGAGACCUGUGGCUGCCGCUGGACCUGCCCCUGUGUGUGCAUGGGCAGCUCUACCCGGCACAUUGUGACCUUUGAUGGGCAGAAUUUCAAGCUGACUGGCAGCUGUUCGUACGUCUUGUUUCAAAACAAAGAGCAGGACCUCGAGGUGAUUCUGCAUAAUGGGGACUGCAGCCUUGGGGUGAGGCAGACCUGCAUGAAAUCCAUCGAGGUGAAGCACGACGGCCUCUCGGUUGAGCUCCACAGUGAUAUGCAGCUGACAGUGAAUGGGAGACUGGUGUCCGUCCCAUACGUGGGUGGGGAUAUGGAAGUCAAUGUCUACGGCACCAUCAUGUAUGAGAUCAGAUUCAACCAUCUUGGCCAUAUCUUCACGUUCACUCCACGAAACAACGAAUUCCAGCUGCAGCUGAGCCCCAAGACCUUUGCUUCAAAGACGUAUGGUCUCUGUGGGAUCUGUGAUGAGAACGGAGCCAAUGACUUUGUGCUCAGGGAUGGCACAGUCACCACGGACUGGAGAGCGCUUGUCCAGGAAUGGACCUUGCAGCAGCCAGGGAAGACAUGCCAGCCGAUCUCCUGGGAGCCGUGUCCCGUCUCCAGCAGCUCCCACUGCCAGGUCCUUCUCUCAGAAUUGUUUGCUGAGUGCCACAAGGUCCUUGCUCCAGCCACCUUUUAUGCCAUGUGCCAGCAGGACAGUUGCCACCAGGAGCAAGUGUGUGAGGCCAUCGCCUUGUAUGCCCACCUCUGUCGGACCAAAGGGGUCUGUGUCGACUGGAGGAGGACCAGUUCCUGUGACAUGUCAUGCCCACCAUCCCUGGUGUACAACCACUGUGAACGUGGCUGCCCCCGGCUCUGCGAGGGCAACACAAGCUCCUGUGGGGACCAUCCCUCGGAAGGCUGCUUCUGCCCUCAGAACCAAGUCAUGCUGGAAGGUAGUUGUGUCCCCAAGGAGGCCUGUACCCAGUGCAUCAGCGAGGAUGGAGUCCAGCACCAGUUCCUGGAAACCUGGGUUCCAGCUCACCAGCCGUGCCACAUCUGCAUGUGCCUCAGUGGGCGGAAGGUCAAUUGUACGUCGCAGCCCUGCCCCACGGCCAGAGCUCCUGUGUGCGGCCCAUGUGAAGUGGCCCAUCUCCGACAGAACGCAGAGCAGUGCUGCCCGGAGUACGAGUGUGUGUGCGACCUGCUGAGCUGUGACCUGCCCCCAGUUCCUCCCUGUGAAGGUGGCCUCCAAAUGACCCUGACCAAUCCUGGAGAGUGCAGGCCCAACUUCACCUGCGCCUGCAGGAAGGACGAGUGCAGAAGGGAGUCCCCGCCCUCCUGCCCCCCGCACCGGACACCGACCCUUCGGAAGACCCAGUGCUGUGAUGAGUACGAGUGCGCCUGCAGCUGUGUCAACUCCACCGUGAGCUGCCCGCUGGGGUACCUGACCUCGGCCGUCACCAACGACUGUGGCUGCACCACAACCACCUGCUUCCCUGACAAGGUGUGCGUCCACCGAGGUACCGUCUACCCUGUGGGCCAGUUCUGGGAGGAGGGCUGUGAUGUGUGCACCUGCACCGACUUGGAGGACUCUGUGAUGGGCCUGCGCGUGGCCCAGUGCUCCCAGAAGCCCUGUGAGGACAACUGUCGGUCGGGCUUCACUUACGUCAUCCAUGAAGGCGAGUGCUGUGGAAAGUGUCUGCCUUCUGCCUGUGAGGUGGUCGUUGGUUCACGGCGGGGGGACUCCCUGUCUCAGUGGAAGAAUGUUGGCUCUCACUGGGCCUCCCCUGACAACCCCUGUCUCAUCAACGAGUGUGUCCGCGUGAAGGAAGAGGUCUUUGUGCAACAGAGGAAUGUCUCCUGCCCCCAGCUGGAAGUCCCCACCUGCCCCGUGGGUUUCCAGCUGAGCUGUAAGACCUCAGAGUGUUGUCCCACCUGUCGCUGUGAGCCCCUGGAGGCCUGCAUGCUCAAUGGCACCGUCAUUGGGCCCGGGAAAAGUCUGAUGGUUGAUGUGUGCACGACUUGCCGCUGCACAGUCCAGGUGGGGUUCAUCUCUGGAUUCAAGCUGGAGUGCAGGAAGACCACCUGUGAGCCCUGCCCCCCGGGUUACAAGGAAGAGAAGAACCAAGGCGAAUGCUGUGGGAAAUGUCUGCCUACGGCUUGUACCGUUCAGCUAAGAGGAGGACAGAUCAUGACACUGAAGCGUGAUGAGACGCUCCAGGAUGGCUGUGAUAAUCACUUCUGCAAGGUCAAUGAGAGAGGAGAGUACAUCUGGGAGAAGAGGGUCAUGGGCUGCCCGCCCUUCGAUGAACGCAAGUGUCUGGCCGAGGGAGGGAGAAUCAUGAAAAUUCCAGGCACCUGCUGUAACACAUGUGAGGAGCUGGAAUGCAAAGACAUCACGGCCAGGCUGCGGUAUGUCAAGGUGGGAGACUGUAAGUCUGAAGAGGAGGUGGACAUUCAUUACUGCGAGGGUAAAUGUGCCAGCAAAGCCUUGUACUCCAUCGACACGGAGGACGUGCAGGACCAGUGCUCAUGCUGCUCGCCCACGCGGAUGGAGCCCAUGCUGGUGCCCCUGCACUGCACCAAUGGCUCCGUGGUCCACCACCAGAUCCUCAACGCCAUGCAGUGCCGGUGCUCCCCCAGGAAGUGCAGCAAAUGAGGUCGCCCCGGGCCCUGCAGUUGCCCGCCUCACCUGAGACUGGACCAGCCAGCGUGCUGCUCUCGCUCCUUCUCCUCCUCGUGCUCCACUCUGGAGCCCUCCUGAGCCCACAAUAAAGGCUAAUCUCUCACUUUGCAAAA